AUGGCUCCACAAAGAUUCCGUCGCCGGUUUGAUCUUGCCGCGUAUCCAUUCCCUCGCCCGGUGGCGCCAGACACUUUGACGGAGCAUAUACGAAGAGCGAAACGUCAGCAGCAUUCUUCAGUCAGAGAGUCUGUCCGUCGUGGGGUGUACUCUAGAGAUCAGAAGUAUACUCAGUACAAAGAGAAUAUUGGAGACGCAGAGUAUACUCAUGACAAAGGGUGUACCCAAGAUGAAAAAGACAUUCAAGUCGGAAAAAACACUCAAGUCGAAGAGUAUACUGGAGACGACGAGUAUACUGGAGUCGAACGACAUACUGGAGACGAGGAACAAAAUGAAAAAAAUCGUCAUGAUCCAAGGGAUGGUGAAGACGAUGAUGAUAAAGAAGAAGAAGAGAAUUUCUUCCAGGGCACAUACGGACAGUACACGGUCUGGAAUAAUGAUGACAAAAAAGUCGAACGUGGCCUGCGUGCGCCUCAGGCUGUCCCCAUGGUCACGAAGCGCAAAUUCUUGACUUGUACUCGCGCCGAAGCAUUGGAAAUGUACCAUUCCAUCGAGGAGUUAUUCGAGGAAAGGUACGGGACUGCAGAGGUCCCGAAGGAAAUCAGGAACAACUUCACAAAACUGGUCAGAGUUCUCCCACCGCACAAAAAGAGGCUGCUCAAAUGGAAUGUUGAUUUCCACGGAAUCCUGGACGUCGUUAAGUGGUUUAAGGAUGUAGAUCUAAAAGAGGAUCUACAGGAAUUCAGCUGGGAGGAAACGUAUCAACUUCCCAGUCUGACUCCCGAGCAAAUCCACGAUACUUGGGAAGACUUGGAUCACCUCGCAUUUCACAGCCCGAUGUACAUGGCCAGUCGUAUAGAGCUCAGGACUAGUGUGUUGAGGAUGCUUUUCAAUGAGCAGACGAGGCGGAUCAAGGAGCUGGAGAAAGAGCUGGAGAAAGAGCUUGAGCGGAAGAAUGCUGAGGCUGAAGUUGAGGAAGACUUGGGGACACCCAGCGAGAAGUCUACCAUUAGGCAAGGGAUGAGAUCUCGUGUGAAGGGAUUUGUGAAAAGGGUAUUUUGCCGUCGUGGAUAG
Messenger RNA from Trichoderma breve, 1074 nucleotides. RefSeq lists its product as uncharacterized. The record is from RefSeq and is a predicted model, not a curated record. The transcript has a single exon. Bases 1 to 1074 code for a protein of 357 amino acids. NCBI's taxonomy places the organism in Eukaryota, Fungi, Ascomycota, Sordariomycetes, Hypocreales, Hypocreaceae.